This is a messenger RNA of Syzygium oleosum, 1883 nucleotides long. RefSeq names its product protein RESTRICTED TEV MOVEMENT 3-like. Lineage: Eukaryota; Viridiplantae; Streptophyta; Magnoliopsida; Myrtales; Myrtaceae. The transcript is spliced from 4 exons. Bases 228 to 1538 code for a protein of 436 amino acids. Gene Ontology annotation, molecular function: protein binding. The record is from RefSeq and is a predicted model, not a curated record.
CGGAGAGAUGGAGCAGCAAACAAGCAACUACCCAAUAAUACUAACAACAAUAACACAAAAUUUGAUAUGAAGGUUGGUACUUGGUUCCUCCAAGUUACUCUGCAUUUUCUGGUCAACUGAGAAGAGUUGGAUCAGCCGUGUCCAUCGGUGGAUUUUCGAGAUCUCUGUGGCUUAUGAAUUGGUGAGGGGCAGUCUUUCGGUUUUUAUUCUGAGAUGCCCACGACUCGAUGAGUGGAAGAAGAGGUGGUUGCUGCUUCUCUCGUUGCGGCUUUCCUUCUCGUCCUCCCCGAAACACAACCCAGGUUCGACCUGUUGCUGUCCCACCUCAACCUGUUGUCGUCCCGCUCUCCUCUGAGUCGGAGCUCGUUCCUUGUUUCGAGGGAGAGGUUGGUCAGGCGAUGGGUGAGCAAAAUCCCACUUCAUGGAAAUACACAUGGAAGAUUACCAACUUCACUAGCUUGACUCAAAAGAAGUACUACUCCGAAGUGUUCACGCUUCGCGACAAUGCCUGGCGAAUACUCAUUUUCCCCAAGGGGAACAAUAUAGACCAUUUGUCGAUAUACUUGGACGUCGCUGAUUCCGUGGAGCUACCAUACGGGUGGAACAGAAGCGCCCAUUUCAGAAUGAUUCUGGUCGAUCAGAACAAUUACGGCUAUUCUAGGAUUAAGGAGACGGAACAUAAUUUCAAUGCAAGGGAGAGUGACUGGGGCUUCACAUCCUUCAUUCCAUUGAGUGAAGUCCGUGACAGCUGUAACGGGUAUUUAGUUAACAACACUUUGACGAUUGAGGCUGAGAUUUUUGGCCCCCAACCGCUGGCUGAAAAUACUCAGUUGGCUGAACCUCCUGCAAAUGUUCCUCAGGCAACACCAACAGAUACGUUCGACGCGUAUUUCACAAAUCUCGAGGAAAUUAUUAACGCUGCUCAGAGUUCUCCCACCAGAGGAGGGUUGAACGCGAGCAAUCAAAAAGGUGCUCUUUUGACUUCUGAGGCUCCAACCUUGGAAGAAGUAGAGAAGGCUAAGCUGUCUUUGAAAGAGUGCCUUUCCGAUAUCUUCAAGCUAAAUGUAAAAGACAGAUUGGCUGAAGCAAUGUCAACAUUAUGCGUAGCCAAAAGUGGGUUAUCACUGGACCAGCAAAAAUCAGUCAAGGCCUUCUGGGCCAACUUUGAUGAGUUCACUUCCGACUUUUUGACCUUUGAGCAGGACAAUGCCGAAUUCGAGCUGCAGAAAUUGCUUAAGGAUCAAAUGUAUGCGACAAUGAAGAAGAAUCACAACACUCACAUCUUGUAUAAGCAAUUUUUGGGUGACCUGACCAAAGAGGAGGAAGAGCUCAACAAAAAACUUGAGGAAGUGAAGUCCAGAAGAGAAAAGCUCAUUUCGGACUGGGAGAUUUUGAUGGUCGAGUCGGAGGAAGCGAAAUCUGGGCACAAGGAUCAAGAGAAGAAAGUAUCAGAGGCUGAGGAAAAGAAGAGAAUUGCCGAGGAAAGAAUGUCUAGAUCAACCACUGCUUGGUCAAAUCUGAAAACGCUAUUUGGUUGAAACCUUUUUGGCUUGGAUCAUAACUGGCUAUGAGGACACUAUUCAAAUGGAUCGCGUAUGUGAAUACUACUGUGUUUGUAUGAAUUCUCUUGCUAAUAAGUGCUUUCGAGUGGUGAAAACCCGUGCCUUUGUGUUACAGUCACCUUCUGAUAUUUUUAUAGAGUUACCACAUCUGCUGUGCUCUUGUACACUUCGAAUUUCACAUUCUGUGUGUGUUUCUUUCUGUUAUUCCAUCAAAGGUUUGAAGGUAGAACCAUUCCUGCUUGUAAGCCUAUAGAUGCUUGGCGUUGGUCUGCUUAAUUUUCCGCAAAAUGAUAACCUGCGACUGAAGUUGUACUUCUUUCA